Leishmania braziliensis MHOM/BR/75/M2904 is the source of this 1791-nucleotide messenger RNA. RefSeq lists its product as hypothetical. The coding region runs from base 1 to 1791 and encodes 596 amino acids. Gene Ontology annotation, cellular component: nucleus; mitochondrial nucleoid. NCBI's taxonomy places the organism in Eukaryota, Euglenozoa, Kinetoplastea, Trypanosomatida, Trypanosomatidae. Gene Ontology annotation, biological process: error-free translesion synthesis. The transcript has a single exon. The record is from RefSeq and is a predicted model, not a curated record.
AUGUACGUCGCUCGCUCCGCGUAUCGCCAGCUGCUGCGCGUCGGCAAAAAAGUAUCGGAGAAGUACGCCGACCCGAAUGACAUGUGCUUUGCUCUCUUUGGCGUUCUGGUGAGCCGGCACGACUUCAUCAACGCUGGCUAUGGCAGCACCUUUCCCACUAUUCUGCGCACUUGCUUUCUACGACCCACCAUCGCCGGCUGCCCCCACGACACGACGAACGCGCGCACGAGCGCCGCCUUUGAUACCCUCCGGCGGCUGAACGAGCUGAAGGCGUCCAACGCGGCCUUUCGCAUUCGCGAGCUGCGGCGGGUUAUGUCAGAUGCAGCAGAACAAAGCAGCACCAACCCCGUCGCCGCUGCAUCCGCAUCGACGGACGGCAAACCCGCUUCUUCGCCUUCAUCAACAGCUGCAGGCCAAUCCGCGUUGCCAUCCUUGUCCUUCGCGUCGUCGGAGACAGCCCACACCACUGCCGUGACGUACCCGCUCGACGAGGAAGGCGUCCACCUCAUCCGUGGAAGCGUCCUGAUCGAGCGUUCGUCGCGGCGCCGCAUCCAGAACUUCACUCGUCACUGCGUUGUAUGUGAGCCAAUCAGCAUGACCUUUCCGCCAUACCGCUUCUGUGUUCCACCAGAGCCAUCCUACUUGCUCGCCGUGCGCAGCGAGUUUGCUCUUUACGCCAUCACCGAUGUGCUCUUGGCGCUGUCGGCGACUAGCAUCUUCAACACACAUCGGCACGCCUACCUCUCUCAGCAGCAGCAGUCUACCGAAGCCAGUCAGUCACUGACAGACUGGGGCAUUCGUAUCAGUGGUGGUGACGAAGGAAGCGAGGAUGUACCAUCCGAGCAGAAAAGCGCUGGUAGCAGCAGCAAGAAGGCCAGGGGUGGCGCAGGUGAGCGGAAGAAGAUCGCCGCCGUCGCGGCUUCGCCUAUGCCCGCUGCUCCGACAGUGACUACUGCCCCACUGCCGGAGACGCGCAGCUUUCCCACCACACGCGAGGAGCUGCAAGAACUGGUGCGCCAGAUUCCGACCCGGACGGUGAUCCAGACUGACGUUCUUGAGGUGGAGAUAACGACUGAGUACGUCUGUUCCAACCCGUCGGCGGCAACGGCAACGUCACCAUCAGUGGCCGACCACCUGGUCAAGCAGAGCAAAGAUGGUGCAUUCGCGUCGACGACGCCGCUAAAGCGCGGACUGACCGCUGACGGUCGCGACGGCAGCGUCUCCACCAAUGCCUCGAUGCAGAGCGAGGACGCAAAGGCGCAUUUGUUUCUUUACUACGUAUACAUCCGCAACCGUGGCCCGCUGAAGAAUCCCAAGAGGUGGCACGCGCAGGUGCUGUCGCACCACCUCGUUGUGAUCGAUUCGGCGCAGGGGCAAGUGCUGGAGAUGGGCCGACCCGGGGUUGUGGGCAACUUUCCGCUGCUGCAGCCAGGUGCGUCGCACUGCUUUGAGAGCGGCGCGACCCUCUCCGGCCCGGAAGGGUUUCUCCGCGGCUCCAUCCAGGUAAACCUCUUCAACGACGCUGGGGAGGUGAUGAUGCUCGACGCGGCGAUCGCGCCGACACGACUGACGGUGGAGGUGACGAGCGCUAUCGGCUUCACCUCUUCCAAGAACACGAAGGAAGAGCUUGUGCAGCGGAGCUGCGACUCGUCGGCUCAGCCGACGGCCGGUGUAAGUUCGCCUGAGGAUGGCGUUGCUCCAGGAGGAGAGGACUCCUCCUCUGCAGACGGGGCAACCAAGGCGUCGGACAAUGACCGUGGCAACUUUUCAAAGCCAAAAGGUGGCAAGUAA